GUCUCCUAAAGUCCAGAAGCUACUUACUACUGAAUUUUAACCUUGCUACCAGCUAAAGAUGUAAACAAAUCCACAAAAACCUUAAAAAUUGAAUGAAAAACAAGUUGUAAUCAAUGGAAAUCGACAUUAAAAAGGUGUGUCGUGUUUGUCUCAACAAAGGCAACAUGAUGUCAGUGUUCAAAGUGAAUAUUUCAAAGAAAAUCAUGUCUUGUGCUUCAGUCCAAGUAUGGCCAGAUGAUGGUUUACCAAACCAAAUCUGCAACAAAUGCACAGCCAGGUUGCAUAUAUCCUUCCAAUUCAAGAAACUCUGUGAGAAAUCCGACUCAAAACUGCGUGAAAUCAUAAUAAAAAGCAAAAAUCCGCCUAAUGAAACACAAUUAGACACAAUACAAGAACCACCACAAGUUGCAAUCAACAAUAGCAUGUACAUUGAAUGUGUGCCAAUCAUUACACCGAAUUUUAUCUCGAUUGGUGAGCAAUCACACGAACCACAUGUGAAUUUCAACACAGAAACCAAUGAAAAUAUUGUACAAUACAACAGUGUGAAUAAUGUGUAUCAAAUGCCUGUUGUACAGCUAGAAUCCAUGCAAACACCAAGUCAGAUUCAACCAGAAGUACAAAUUAACAAUAUGAAUGUAAAUGUCAACGUAGUUAAUGAAACAAGUAAUAAUUGUACUAAGAAACAAUCUGAUAUGCAAUGUAAAGUGUGUGGGAAGGUUUUAAGUAGUUUAUCAAAACUAAAUCGACAUAUGUGUAUUCACACAAAAGAUCCACCUUAUAAAUGUAAUGUUUGUAUGAAAGGAUUCACGCAUUGUGGGAAUUAUAAAGUGCAUAUGCGGAUGCACAACGAUGAAAAACCCUUUAAAUGCAAUACUUGUGGACACAGUAGUCGACAACAAGCUGAUAUAGAAAAACACAUGAGAACACACACAGGUGAAAGACCACAUGGAUGCCAUCUUUGUACGAAAGCAUUCGCCACACGGUCGAAUUUAAUCGCACAUAUAAGAACACACACUGGUGAACGUCCGUACGUGUGCUGUGUGUGUCAGAAAGCGUUUUGUCAGUCGAAUGAACUCACGAAACACAUGCGAACGCAUACAGGUGAAAAAACGCAUGUGUGUGAUGUGUGUCAGCGUGGAUUUAAUGGUGCUAGUUCUUUGAAAGCGCAUAGAAGGUUGCAUACCGGUGAAAAACCUUAUUCAUGUGGGGUUUGUGAUAAGUCUUUUGCGCAGUCCCAGUCGCUUAAGGUGCAUAUGAAGAUACAUAAUGUAGGAGGUGGAAAUAUGGAUGGGGAAUUUAAUAAAACAUGAAUAUUUAAAAAAACAUCAAGUUUUUCAUGUUUUUUUGAUUGUAUGCAAGCAGAUUUAUACAAAAAUGAGGUUAGAGAGUGAAGAGAGUGUAGUAGACAUUGUGAUUUAGCUAUGACAGCGCAUUGUGCACUGUGUGUUGCCUAUAGUAACAAAUAAAUAUAUCCCUACUAAUAUUAUAAAUGCGAA
Dalotia coriaria is the source of this 1496-nucleotide messenger RNA. RefSeq names its product zinc finger protein 782-like. The record is from RefSeq and is a predicted model, not a curated record. The transcript has 3 exons. Gene Ontology annotation, cellular component: nucleus. Lineage: Eukaryota; Metazoa; Arthropoda; Insecta; Coleoptera; Staphylinidae. Gene Ontology annotation, biological process: regulation of transcription by RNA polymerase II. The coding region runs from base 114 to 1310 and encodes 398 amino acids. Gene Ontology annotation, molecular function: RNA polymerase II cis-regulatory region sequence-specific DNA binding; zinc ion binding; DNA-binding transcription factor activity, RNA polymerase II-specific.